Aspergillus sclerotioniger CBS 115572 is the source of this 2307-nucleotide messenger RNA. It is a transcript of the gene optE, whose product is annotated as small oligopeptide transporter, OPT family. Gene Ontology annotation, biological process: transmembrane transport. Gene Ontology annotation, molecular function: oligopeptide transmembrane transporter activity. The record is from RefSeq and is a predicted model, not a curated record. The coding region runs from base 1 to 2307 and encodes 768 amino acids. Lineage: Eukaryota; Fungi; Ascomycota; Eurotiomycetes; Eurotiales; Aspergillaceae. The transcript has 12 exons.
AUGGCUCGUUAUCUCUCAGAGACAGCAGAUGUUGAGGAACAUGCAGGGGAUCCAACACUGCGUGACGAUGGCACCUCUAAGAAGCCUGUGGCUAGUGAGGAUGCCCUAGAAAUCGCCCUUGGUGAAAGCAGCAACGUUGAAUAUACCAUCGACUCGGACAACUCCCCUUACCUGGAGGUGCGAGCCAAUGUGCCAAACACGGAUGAUCCUAAUUUACCAGUGAACACAUUCCGAAUGUGGUUUCUGGGUGUCGUCUUCACACUUCUCGGUACAGGCGUUAAUCAGUUCUUCUCCAUGCGGUAUCCAAGUGUGACAAUUACUUCCCUUGUGGCGCAGCUUAUUAGUUACCCCGUGGGUUGUUUCUUUGCCAAAGCACUGCCUAUCAUGAAAUUCCGCUUGUUUGGACGGUGGGAUUUGAACAUAAACCCCGACCACCAUUUCAAUAUCAAGGAGCAUGCUGUGAUUACGAUCAUGUCUAAUCUCAGUUUCAACCAAUCCUGGGCGAGUGCUAUUAUCCAGGCCCAAAAAGUGUAUCUGAAGAUGUCAACACCGGUCGGAUAUCAAAUACUGCUGUCGCUAUCCAUGCAGCUGUUUGGUCUUGGUCUUGCUGGGCUCUCGUACCGAUACAUCAUUGAGCCCCCUCAGAUGAUCUGGCCUUCCACAUUGGCCAAUGCUGCACUUUUUCAGACACUGCACAGUGGUGCGAACCCAAUGGCCGAUGGCUGGAAGAUCUCUCGGUAUCGGUUCUUCAUGUACGCCUGUAUCGGAAGUUUCUGCUGGUAUUGGUUCCCUGGAUAUAUCUUUACCGGAUUGAGUACUUUUGCCUUCAUUUGUUGGGCAGCUCCUAAUAACAAGGUCGUCAACAACCUCUUUGGUAUGACAACAGGGCUGGGGUACAUGCCAACAACUUUCGAUUGGAGUCAGAUUGCAUACAACACAUCGCCCCUGACUAUUCCAUACUGGGCUCAAGCCAACGUCUUUGCAGGCUGGUUUUGUGUUUACGCUAUCGCAGCCCCGACUCUCUACUAUACUAAUACGUGGUUCACGGCCUAUCUUCCACUCACAAGCUCUGAUGCAUAUGACAACACCGGAAACCUCUACAAUUCAAGUCGCAUAUUGGACAGUUCAGGUGCCAUCAGCGAGGAGAAGUAUAAGGCGUACAGCCCGAUUUUCCUGCCCGUGACCUUCUCCUUGAGCUACGGCGUAGGGUUUGCCGUCCUGACUUGCCUCAUCACACACGUGCUGCUAUACCAUACCAAAGACAUCAUUAGUACAUUCAAGGGAGAAAAUAAGAAGGACAUCCACGCCAGGCUGCUUUCUCGGUAUCCUGAUGUACCGUGGUGGUGGUACGCUAUUUUGACGGUCAUUAUUGUUGCGCUUUCAAUCAUGACCCAGUAUGUAUGGGACACAGGUCUCCCGUUCUGGGGUUUGUUUAUCACCUUAGUCCUGGCUGCGAUCUAUGUGAUUCCUGUCGGUACUGUGUAUGCUGUGGCAAAUCUUAACAGCAACUGCUUGACUGUCUUGGGAGAGAUCGUGUCUGGUUACCUUUUGAAAGGAAGGCCGCUUGUUCUUUUGAUCUUCAAAUUCUAUGCAUACACCGGACUUAGUCAAGCUAUGUAUUACGGCGCAGACAUGAAGCUCGGAAUGUACAUGAAAGUCCCACGCAGAACUCUGUUUGUUGCCCAGCUGAUUGCCUGCAUACUGGGAACUUUGACGCAAAAUGGUGUUCUGUUAUGGAUGCUGGGGAAUGUGAGCGACGUAUGCUCUGAGAAUCAACCAGAUGAUUUCACCUGUCCACAGGGUCGGGUCAACUAUAAUAGUGCAGUUUUGUGGGGAGCAAUUGGCCCUUCCCGUUUAUACAAUGUUGGGAAGAUUUACUCAGGUCUCCUGCACUUCUUUUGGAUUGGGGCACUGCUCCCUAUCAUUACUUUUGCUCUGCGCAAGAGAUAUCCAAAAUCGCGUUUCUUGGACGCCAUCCACUGGCCGAUCUUCUUUGCAGGCACCGGUAACCUGCCUCCCGCGACGGGUAUCAAUUACUCCACGGCAUUUGUGGUCAGUCUUAUCUUCAACAAGAUCAUCAAAGGCCGUAAGCCGCUGUGGUGGGCCAAAUAUAACUAUGUGCUCUCUGCCGCAUUGGAUUCGGGGGUUGCUGUUGCAGCCAUUGUGAUAUUCUUUGCAUUGACCUUCCCAGGGAUUACCUUCAGCUGGUGGGGCAAUACAGUCAACGAUGGGACUGUGGAUAGCAAGGGCACCCCAUGGUUGGAGCUGAAAGCCAACGAAACAUUUGGACCCACGACGUGGGCUUAG